AUGCCAUUUCAGAAACCUCAACAAAAAGGCUGGGUUCCAAUGAGCUUCUUGGUCAUCGGAGACACUCGCUUGUAUGGCGAUGUCAAGAUCGAGAUCCGCCUGCCAAAUCUGCGGUCCCAUCAACUCACAGCUGCCAUGAAUCAGCAGGGCAGACUUCGACGAGUCAUAACUGCUUUCUUCAAUGAACUGAAAGAAAAUGUCCAUGAACUCCACUUUCUGCCCCGUUGGUUUCGUGACAGACUCUGCAACCAGGAACAGUUCAACGCCAUGGUCACCUCCAUCAUGGCAGGUAUGCGGCCUCGAGUCCUCGAUAUUCUCAACAGUGGAGGCAAUUUCAGCAUCCAGCAACUCAUGUCAGCCCUAGAGCCUGUCCAGUCAAAUGAUGACAGAGGUGCUGUCUACACACGGAUCUACUACGACUUCCAGGAUCGCAAGCGCCUUCCAUCACAAUAUACGGGCACGACAAACAACCUCGCUGCACGCGAUAGUGGCCAUGAAGGCGUAAAGCAUAUCGAGACAAACAGCAAUCAUUACAGAACCAGCCGUGCUGCAAAUCACUACAUCAUGGGUCCGAUUUGCUUGCUCAAUGAGGAGCAACUUCGAACUAUUGCGGAGCAACUGUUCACAUGCUUGUUCGAGACGUACACAGAUGCAGUCAUGAACUAUCAGGAUCGAUCUGGCAAGAGCCAAUCUGAAAAGAUCAGCGACGUUGAUUCAUACUACAAUGACAGGGAGGCAUCUUUGUUGUUGAUGCAACUGGCCAGAUCCGCUUUCAAGAAGGCCGAUUGGCCGGGUUGCAGGUCGAGACAGUCGUACGGUGCCGGUGAUGGGUGCAACUGGAACAGUCCCAUCACUGAAUGGCUCAAAGGCGAGAGAGUGAUCUGGACACAGCUUGCAUUCCCCGACAACAACCUUCUGCAGCUCCAGAGAACUCCGGUACAAAUUCGUUCUGGAUCUCGCGACAGCAACGAUCGGAUCUACAUCACCAUAGAGCAACAAGGAUCAGCGACACUAGCAUCACGGGGAUCCUUCGAGCCUACCGUCCCAACUGAACUCAAGCUGCCCUUGGGUACCUGGGUAUGGCCAGUGAUUGAGAUGACCAAAAAUGGUUGUCCACACCCCAGAUCUUGGGCUAGAUUGCCCACCAAGGGCCCCUGGUACGACUGGGACGCGGCGAAUUCUUGGGCACUGAGAAUCGAAUUUCAGCGGGAAAAUGGUAACUGGGAAAGCACGGAACUCGUAUCCGCUUAUCCUUUCAGACCCAGGACUGCCCAAUUGAGCUGGCCAGGAGCAUUCAAUGCCUAUGCGCAGGGCAUUGCAAGGCGCCGCUUCUUCAACCAAGCGGUACUCACUCACCAGGGCCGACCUGUGUGGAUGUGCGACUACGGGAUCGCAAGAAUAAAAGAACAGAAGAUGGAUUGGCUGAAACAGACGGGCACGAUCGUGGACGUCCAGCCUCCCGGUAACAUUGUCAGAGCAUCUCGAAUGAAGUCGCAAUGGGACAUGCAGAGCGAGCUUGCGGCGGUUGGUGUCAAUGCUUUUGGAGCACCCUUCCAGAGUGACCGAGAGUCAACCCGAGUCCGUAAACCCGAAAGAGCAUGCGAUUCAUGCUACCUCCACAACCUGGACAAUCGAACUAGAGACCCGAGGACUGGGAAUAUCACCGAAGUCUUCGCUCCAAAGCUGCGAACGCAGUGUCAGAGGAUCAGUUACAACGAUCCGAACAAGCGAGAUACCUGUGAGCGUUGCCUCAACCUUGCUCGCCCAUGCACCUACACGCGGGCCGUCGAAGACUGUCCACUCACUGCACCAAUGGCGAGAGCUUUCCUUCCGCGCCCAAGAGACAGGGAUGAGCUCCUGUCUAUUCCUGAUCCAGAGGCGGCUCUCCACCAAUCGCACAUUGGGUGA
Exophiala xenobiotica is the source of this 1908-nucleotide messenger RNA. RefSeq lists its product as uncharacterized. The transcript is spliced from 3 exons. Lineage: Eukaryota; Fungi; Ascomycota; Eurotiomycetes; Chaetothyriales; Herpotrichiellaceae. The coding region runs from base 1 to 1908 and encodes 635 amino acids. The record is from RefSeq and is a predicted model, not a curated record.